Messenger RNA from Periophthalmus magnuspinnatus, 536 nucleotides. RefSeq names its product chemokine (C-X-C motif) ligand 19 (gene cxcl19). Bases 65 to 370 code for a protein of 101 amino acids. Gene Ontology annotation, cellular component: extracellular region. Gene Ontology annotation, molecular function: chemokine activity; CXCR chemokine receptor binding. The transcript has 3 exons. The record is from RefSeq and is a predicted model, not a curated record. Gene Ontology annotation, biological process: chemokine-mediated signaling pathway; inflammatory response; antimicrobial humoral immune response mediated by antimicrobial peptide. Lineage: Eukaryota; Metazoa; Chordata; Actinopteri; Gobiiformes; Gobiidae.
GAACAGUGGCAGUCUUACAGCCAUAGAGUUGUCAUUGACUUUGAGUGGAAGAAUCUUCUGGACAAUGAAGCUGUGCGUUGUGGUGAUGCUUGGGACCCUCCUCGUCCUUGCUUACGGCAUGCCUCCGAUAAACAGGGAGUACAACAGCCACUGCCGCUGUCUGCAUGUAGAGUCCAGGAUCAUUCCCCCGGACAGUCUGAGGAGCAUCAAACUGGUGCCAGAGGGACCUCACUGUCCCCACACUGAAGUCAUCGCUGGACUGUCCAAUGGAGAGAAGGUGUGUCUGAAUCCACAGUCUUCCUGGGUCAAGAAACUGGUGAAAUUUGUGCUGGAAAAACAGAUGCAAGGGCCCCCCAAAACCCAAGUGUGAAAUCAACUCUGAGAACCACAAUCUGUGCUUUAUACUUUCAUGCUGUACUGUCACCUGUAAUGGAAUUUGAUUUUAAACUUUAUGAUGUAGCCUACUUAAUCUUUAUUAUAUCUGUUGUAUAUAUUGUCUUUUCUUAAGGAUUGUUUUGUACUCAUUUUAAGAGACU